AGCCCGAGCAUCGUCCCUCUCUCCGGAUCCCGCCCCUUCCGCUCGGGACGGGGGCGGGGCUGUCCGGUCUUCGCUGGCGGCACUUCCGCCCGUGUGAUGGGGCAACCAGCCGCCCGGGAACGGGCCUCUCUACGUCGCCGGGUAGCGCGCACGGUCCCGCGGGGAGGUAGAGAGUAAGACAAUGGCAGGCAACAACCAGCUUUGCAUCCGACGUUGGACUACUAAGAACGUAGCCAAAUGGCUAAAAGAAGAAGGCUUCUGCGAGUAUGUGGACGUUUUGUGCAAUAGACACAGACUGGAUGGAAUUACAUUAUUGACACUGACUGAAUAUGAUUUGCGAUCUCCUCCUUUGGAAAUCAAAGUCCUGGGGGAUAUCAAAAGACUAAUGUUGUCGAUACGCAAAUUGCAGAAACAGCAUAUUGAGGUUUUAGAAGAGUUGGGUUACAACAGCGAUAGUCCCAUUGGCACAAUGUCUCCUACCGUUGGCUCCCUUCAAGAUACGGAUUGGUUUUGUAAUGGUGAAGUACCACGGGACUGUGGACCAGUUACUGACCUGAAUGCUGAUCAGUAUCAAUACACAAAUGGAAAAAACAAACAUCCUAUGCGAAGACUGGACCCUGAGUACUGGAAAACAGUCUUAAGUUGUAUAUAUGUUUUCAUAGUGUUUGGCUUUACAUCAUUUGUCAUGGUUAUAGUACAUGAGCGCGUACCUGACAUGCAGACAUAUCCACCGCUACCAGACAUAUUUCUAGACAGUGUUCCUAGGAUACCUUGGGCCUUUGCCAUGACUGAAGUGUGUGGUGUGAUUCUCUGCUACAUUUGGCUCCUGGUUCUCCUCCUUCACAGACACAGGUCUAUACUCUUACGCAGAUUGUGUAGCUUAAUGGGGACAGUGUUCUUGUUGCGUUGCUUUACAAUGUUUGUUACCUCACUCUCUGUGCCAGGCCAGCAUCUACAGUGUUCCGGAAAGUUGUAUGGCAACGUGUGGGCAAAACUUCAGCGAGCAUUUGCAAUAUGGAGUGGUUUUGGAAUGACACUCACUGGAGUACAUACAUGUGGAGACUACAUGUUCAGUGGCCAUACUGUUGUCCUGACUAUGCUGAACUUCUUUGUCACUGAAUAUACACCAAGAAGCUGGAACUUCUUGCAUACUUUAUCCUGGGUCCUGAAUCUCUUUGGAAUCUUCUUCAUUUUGGCUGCACAUGAACAUUAUUCUAUAGAUGUCUUCAUUGCCUUCUACAUCACCACAAGACUCUUUUUGUACUACCACACAUUGGCUAAUACCAGAGCAUAUCAGCAGAGUAGGAGAGCGAGAAUCUGGUUUCCAAUGUUUUCUUUUUUUGAAUGCAAUGUUAAUGGUACAGUUCCUAAUGAGUAUUGCUGGCCCUUUUCAAAACCUACAAUAAUGAGAAGGUUAAUUGGAUGAAGAGUACCUAGUUUAAUCUAAGUUAGUAUGAAGUAUUCGUAACAAAUCUCUACAGAACUAGCUGAAAAAAUAAGAAAAUAACUGUUUCCAUCCCUGUGGUCUCAUGCCCUGCUUCUUAGAUUCUCAGUCACAAAGUUGGGAUUUCCAUACUUCACAAGGUAAUAGUAGAAACUAACGCUAGGAGGAUAAGUAGAGGCUGCCCCAUAGAUCAUUAUGAAUCUGAAAUAGAGAAGUCGUCAUUACCAUUGGCAUGAUUCUAGAAAAAUGCUUUAGGGUAGAGAAUAACUUACACUUUUAAUGUAUGCUUUACCAGACUUGCUAUUUUGAGGUCCAGAUGAUCUCUGGUACCUUGAAUGUUUGCCUGUACAAAUAAUACUAAGUACUAAUUUGUUAGCCACUGACUUUCUUUUAAAAAUAAUAUUAAAUAUAACUUUUUCCGUUGAGGCGUGUACACUUACAAAAUGAGAUUCUGAAGAGUGGCUUGUCAGAAUAAGGAAGGUAAUAUAGCUCUUUACUAAAUGGUUUCCCAGAAAUCUUAAAUAAGAAUUCUGAAAAAGGUAUAAUGGACAAUAUGUGUUGUGUGUGUAUAUACAGAAUGCCAAAAAUGAAACCGCCUGCUUUUUUUGAUUUGGGGGUUGUCAGCUAUUAAGAUCAUGUUUGAACAGGGCUUAUUUGGUCAGAGUAAACGGUUUAUGCCAUUGUCCUACCGCUUAGAUAGUUCCUUGUUGGGUUAGAAAUGAAAGCUACAUCUCUUGAAAAUGAAGUUGAGGUAGCUUUAGUGCUUUAGAGUCACAUAGUUACUCUCUCUUCUGUAUGGUUUAUCAAAUACUUCACCUAAACCUAUGCAUGCUUUUUAUGAGCAACUCUUUAACCACUAGAAGAAUAGAACAAUUAAAUUUACCUUGAAGUAACGUAGUGCCUCGUAAAUAGAUGGGGAAAUGCAUGUAGUGAUUUUUUUUUCCCUUCAGGAAAAGUUUAAAAGCAAGUUUCAAAAAUAGUGCUAAUGUUGAUCUCUUUUAUUAAUUUUUUUGUCCCAAUCCAUCUGGUAUCAGCAAAUGUUGAACAUAUUUGAAUGCCUAAGGGUUUUUUGAUGAAUUGUAUAGACAGUAAAAUGCUUUAUACUUAGUCUUAGAAAUUAUGAAAAUAGACUGGUGGUUAGAAAUAAGUUGCUUGUUUAUAACACUAGGAGUUACAGUAUCUUAAGUGGUUUAACUUCUAUCACUUUUUUGAGAGAUCCUGAUUUUGCUUGUGAAAGACUAGUGAUUAGAACUGGAGCCUGAAAUAGUGUGUGCAAGCAAGGCCCAUACUUGUUAGUGAUCUUACAAACCGUUAUCCAUAUAUUUUUGUGUGCAAGAAGGUAGCUUUAACUGUAGUUACUCAGAUUUAAUGGGGAAUAGUAGUGUAAUUUGAGAGUUGCAAAUUGCAACAAAUAUAUAAAUGUUGGUGAUCAUCACGUUAAUUCACUAUCCCAUAAUUUCAGAAUAGCUAAUGUGUGAGAAGAGGUAGUAAAAUGUCAGCCUCAAAAAAUUUCCAUGACAGUUUGCCAUCCCGAUACAAACUGUUCACUCCCACUUUACAGUGAGUAUAGGAAAACUGAAAUACAUACAGUACUUGCCUGUCAACAACAACAAAUUUACCCAGUCAAGUAGAAUUUUGCAAGACUUAGUUAGGUAUUUGAAGCUCAACAAUCUAGUAUGGUCUCCCAUCUCUACAUUUAUGGGCCUUAACAAAGAUACUUUAAACUUGGAAUUAGAAACAGUCAUUCAGGAGAGAAUAUAUUACCAGCUCUUCAUAAUGUUUAUUUUAAAAGUUUGCAAGUUUAUUUAGUUCCUGUUCCUGGGAUGAAUUCCAUAUCCCAGAGUAUCUGUACCAAAUGCAGGCGCACACCUAGUGUGAGUUACAUUGCUCUGCAGACUUUGAUUUCUGUAACAUUCCUGUUCUUUAACAAACCUGCUGCUAAUGGUAAAGCAUCCAAACCUGCUGAGUGCUCCCAGCACCUAAACUAGGGAAAUGCACUGACACUUUGCAAAACAGACUCUUUAAUCUCCAAGGACUUAUGUUUUUAUGAUAAACAAUGUUUGUUUGCUGCCCUUGUCUUCCUGCUAGGAAGAGGCAGUCUGAACAUUCCUCUCUGGUACUCUGGAAUAAAACAUCCCCCGCUAUGGGGACACACUUGCUUCUGUAGUGCCCAGUAAUUCAUUGGGCCAUUGUUUAACAGUGUUAUUUCUUUAACACUUUAAUGUGUGUCCAAAAUGUGUAAAGAUUUAUAUUCUUUGAGGUUUUUGAUACUUUAGGGAAAACAGGAAUAAAAAAUGCAACUAAAUUUGCAAAGCUGUUGACUCUGACAGUAAUUCCAGACUGUUGAUCAGCUUUGCUGUGUCUGAAUUGUAGAAUUCUUUUUCAGUCUUUUAUUUACUCAUGUCUAGUAAAGCAAAAAGUUCUAUAACUUAUCACAAAAGUGUUUACAUAAACUAAAAUGACAUCUCAAGAUUUUUAUGUGUAAUACUUAAAGUUCAAAUCUUUGUUUUUGAAGCAUAAACAUUCUUGGGUUUUUAUUUUGCCUCCAGCUUUAUUUAUUUCUCAAGUGCUGUUUACAUCUAAAGUAUUGUCAAGUCAGUAUUGCUGUUUGUGUUUUGAAUAUUUUUAUGAAAAUACGAUAUUUGCUCUCUACACCACUGCUUUAUGUAUUCACACACUGAUCCUCUGGCUGCUAAGAAUCUGUUUCGGAUAUUUGUAACAUGCAGGAUUGAUUUUCCUGGGAACUGGGCAGGGUGUUAAGACUGUCAAUCCUUCUGUUUCUUGGAGGUUGGGCAUCUCUGCCAAUAGAUACAAAUGCAGUAGUUCAUAACGAUUUUCUGACUAUAAAGAGAAAACAAAAUAUUUCAGGUGCUUUUAUUCAGAGUUUUAAAACAAGAGUUGGCCCUUAAAGCAAUACUGGCAACUUGAUUAGACUUCCCCCCCCCCUCCCCCCAAUUCGUUUCAAAGUCAAGUGAGGUACAGAAUUUUUAAAAAUGUUUUUAUACAGGUUUUUGUGCCCCUGCUGUUAACAAGUCUUGGUGUUUGUUUUUGCAGCAGAAAGGGUGGGCCUGAAUAAUGCUAAACAUGCUCAAGCUUGCUGUGCCUCCCCUUUUAUGACCUCACACACCUGCAUGCUGCCUCUUCUAGUUCAUCUUACCUGCUGCUCUUUCUGGCAGAUGCCCUGUUGCAGAGCCUGGGGUAAAACCAUACGUGAGUUCCCCCUCAAAAUAGGACAUGUGUGAGGUCAUCAGGUUAAUGCUUUAUACAGGAAGUGCAAAUGAUGAGAAAUGGACUUUCAAACACACAAAGUAAAUAAACUGAAUCAAAUAGAGAAACAUUUCUCUAAAUCUUUCAGUUACGAGGAAUACCUGAGAUUAUUGGAACAGUAGGGUCAGAUUUACAGAUUUCCCCCCCCCCCCCCCCAGCCCUCCAAAAACAAAAACCCCAAACUGAUUAUGGUCCCUUUUAACUUGGCUGAAAUAGUUGAGGUCUUGAGGGACUCUGGCUUAAUACUUGAGGCAAAAGUGUAAAUUCAGGCUUCGAUUUUUGGCGUAUAUAGUGAAGGUGAAACGCAAAGGGGAAAGUGCCCUUUCUCGGUCUCGUGACAUAAGAAGGCUGAAAGCUACAUGCAAACUGUUUGUGUUCAAAGUAUCAGGUCUUGAUUCUUUUUCCUCUGAGGACUGGAAAAUUAGUGGGAUUGUGACACUACCAGAGAAUGAACCUGAAUAAAAAAACAAGUACUUUUUAAAACCGUUUAACGCAAACUCCUGACAAAGACUUGGGAGAGAAUCUUUUUAUCAAAGAUUCAACACCUCUGCUUUUCAACUGAGGACUCAGCUUCCGCUCCACUCCUCUAUUCCUUUUAUGGAGUCCUCCAGCAAAAACAGGACAACUCGAUAGUUCUGAUAGUUCUAAGAAAAUCAAAUAAGCAGAAACAUUUCAAUAGGCCCCCAAGUCCUCAGACUUUCAGACUGACUUAGAGCCAGAUCUUGCAAGGUGUGAAGCAUACGCUUAACUUUAAGCACAUGAGUAGACCCAUUAGCUUCAGUGAGAUUACUCGUGCUUUAAGUGCUUCCCUGGAUCUGGGCCAAUGUGCUCAGCGCCAUGUAGAACCGAGCCCUUGUAUUAUAAAUAAGUGGGCAAAUGAUUUUGUUUUCUAUUUUAGGUCACAUUAAAUCUCCAUGCACCAUAUGGAAAACAUGUUCCAAUAGAAUAUCUAAGAUAAACGAAUGUUCAAAGUAAAGUCACUUCUGUAGAGAUGACAUCAAAUCUAGGACAGUUGGUAUUAGUGGUUUGAUGUUAGAAGAAGCAGAGCUCAGUGAAAAUGAGCUGGAAAUCCCAACUGCCAGUGCUAAUAUGGUAAAUAAAACCUUUUCACAAGUUUCUAACCCCCCAAGCCCCAAAACUUGGCUAAUUUAUAAAUGUGUAGAUUGUUCAGUGUAGCAAUUCUUGAUCUGUUUUCCCAUAUGGCUAACUGUAUUAUUUUCAUAUGGUGCAAAAAAGAACAACACUUGGGGAUGGUAUUAGUGGAAUUUACUGUGGUGAACAAAAAUCAAUAUUUAAAACAGCAUUCCUAAAGUCUGCAUAACUUUAUUAGCACAGCGGUAUUAACUACUUACACACUACAGUGCUAUACUGUUUCAUUACUAGUUACACAAUUUCUUAUUGCUUCAACAAAAUCAAGUUACUUGGAAUUGUCUGAGUUUAAUGGAAGUUCUUUUGUAGCCUUCAAGUACCACAUAAUAAAAAUAAUGAAUUAUUAGUCCUUUCCUUCCUGUAUUUUUUUCUAUUUGAGAAGAUUAAGAUAUUUUUGUCAAGAAGGAUUUUGCCAUAAUUUAUGUUGCUUUAUUCAAAGCAAUUUAGUAUUCUUUUUUUUAAAAAAAAAGUUCACCCAUGGUAAUUAUAAAGCCAACAUGGCUUUGUAGGGUUGGCAGUUUGUAAUUAGUAGAUACCCCAGCAAUGAUCUAACGUGAACUGUGAAUUACCUCACCUGCCUAAAGGCCUUUUUGUGUCAAGGAUUAAUUGGUAGACCACUAAUAAUCCAUAUACAUGUAUUUUUCUGGUGUUCCUUUGAGACAUGGAGAGAUUUUGAAAGAUUGUCUGAUUUUUAUGAUUUGACUGAAACAGUGUUUUGUUGUGGGCAAAGUUGACAUGGAAUUAACCUACAAAAUAGUUCUCCUUCAUUGUAAAUGUCUUUCUGAACACUAAAAGGCACAGUACUAUAUUACAUCUGUUUUCAGUUAUCCAUUUUGUAGUUUCUGGUAAUGUUCAUAGCUUGAGCCACAAGUGUGCUACAAUGAAUGGAAUGUACAUAGUUCUACAUGAAAUACGUUUUCAGAACAGAGUUGUGGUAGUUGUAUAAGAAUUUAAAAUAACUUUUAAAAAAUGGAGCAUAUUGAAUUCAUGUAUUAACCCCAUGAUUUAAGUAGUGACUUUACUUUAAACUUAAUGUAAUGUCCUCUUUCAACUGUAAGUGACUUAUUAUACAGAGGAAUUACAAACUACACUAAUGUAUAGUGCUUCGCAUAACAAGGUGUAUAAAAACUAGUACUUAAAGGUUUUUGGGGAAAAUGUUUCUUUGCACUAAACACAGAUCUUUUAGUUAAGUAUUCACACACACACACGUUACUUGAAGGUUUGAAAGUUCCUGUGGCAGUGAAGUUUGAAGCACAGUAAUGUAAAUAAGUAAAUAUUGUUUUGACUCUAAAAUUAAACCCAGAUUUAAUUAAUAUAUUAUUUUUAUCUUGUAUUAAAACAAAUAUUUAAAAGCAUUAAAAAUAAAAUCUUUGGAAGAUG
Molecule: messenger RNA, 7240 nt
Organism: Chrysemys picta bellii (western painted turtle)
Lineage: Eukaryota; Metazoa; Chordata; Testudines; Emydidae
Gene: SAMD8
Product: sterile alpha motif domain containing 8
Biological process (GO): ceramide biosynthetic process
Cellular component (GO): plasma membrane; Golgi membrane; endoplasmic reticulum membrane
Molecular function (GO): ceramide cholinephosphotransferase activity; protein binding; sphingomyelin synthase activity
Source: RefSeq, a predicted model, not a curated record